UGUCAAAUCAAGAAAUUGAGGUUAUGCAUUAUUCCGUUAAAUAGGCAAAAAUAAUGGCCGGUAAUUUCUGGCAAAGUUCCCAUCAUCAGCAAUGGCUCUUAGAUAAACAGGAUUUAAUCCGCGAAAGACAGCACGAUUUAUCCAUACUCACCGAAGACGAAUAUCAAAAGAUAUUUAUUUUCUUCGCUAGCGUGAUUCAAACUUUGGGCGAACAACUAAAACUACGUCAGCAGGUUAUAGCGACCGCGACCGUUUAUUUUAAACGAUUUUAUGCGAGGAACUCUUUGAAGUGUAUUGAUCCUCUUUUACUGGCGCCGACGUGUAUCUUUUUAGCGUCUAAGGUGGAGGAGUUCGGUGUGAUUUCUAAUUCAAGACUGCUAACAACUUGCCAGCAAGUUAUUAAGAAUAAGUUCAGUUACGCUUAUACCCAGGAAUUUCCCUAUCGUACCAACCACAUUUUAGAGUGCGAAUUUUACUUAUUAGAGAAUUUGGACUGUUGUCUAAUAGUAUAUCAGCCUUAUCGGCCACUGCUUCAGCUAGUACAAGAUUUGGGAAACGAGGACCAACUAUUUACUUUAGCAUGGCGUAUAGUGAACGAUUCACUUCGAACCGACGUUUGCCUGCUGUAUCCCCCUUAUCAAAUUGCAAUCGGCUGCAUCCAGUUUGCUUGCGUCAUCCUCCAGAAAGACCACAAAGUGUGGUUUGCAGAGUUGAAUGUCGAUAUAGAAAAAAUUCAAGAAAUAUGUAGGUAUAUAAUUAAUCUAUACGAAUUGUGGAAGCAAUACGACGAGAAGAAGGAGAUUCAAGGUUUACUCGCCAAAAUGCCGAAGCCGAAACCGGCACCACAAAGAUAGAUACAAGUAUUAUAAAUGCAUUCAUUUAAAUAAACGCUAGCUUCCUUUUG
This is a messenger RNA of Photinus pyralis (common eastern firefly), 904 nucleotides long. Its product is annotated as cyclin-C. Gene Ontology annotation, cellular component: mediator complex; nucleus. The transcript has 4 exons. Bases 54 to 854 code for a protein of 266 amino acids. The record is from RefSeq and is a predicted model, not a curated record. NCBI's taxonomy places the organism in Eukaryota, Metazoa, Arthropoda, Insecta, Coleoptera, Lampyridae. Gene Ontology annotation, molecular function: cyclin-dependent protein serine/threonine kinase regulator activity. Gene Ontology annotation, biological process: positive regulation of transcription by RNA polymerase II.